Messenger RNA from Oryzias melastigma (Indian medaka), 396 nucleotides. RefSeq names its product family with sequence similarity 162 member A (gene fam162a). Lineage: Eukaryota; Metazoa; Chordata; Actinopteri; Beloniformes; Adrianichthyidae. The record is from RefSeq and is a predicted model, not a curated record. Gene Ontology annotation, cellular component: mitochondrion. Gene Ontology annotation, biological process: positive regulation of release of cytochrome c from mitochondria; neuron apoptotic process; cellular response to hypoxia.
UUUUGAGCAGGCAGAGCGGGCAGCCUUUUUCGGGCUCUGUUUGUGCUGUUUAGUUGACUUUCAGCAGCAGGCGGAGGUUGCAGUCUGCGCUGUUAGUCGCUGCUGAUUUUCAUGACCGCGUUGGCCUCCUGGUACUUUUAACAUUUAAAAGAAAAGCAUCAUGAAUUUCCUCAGAAAUCGCCUUUCCUUCGGCAACCUCUUGGACCAGAGGCGUAGAGGGAUGUGCAAUAAACCACAGGAGGUCAAACCAGAGUCUUCACACCCAGCCUCUGCACAAAAUGUACAACCUCGGGCUUCAUUCAGAGUCCCAGGCUACAAACCCACAGAUUGGGACAAAAAGAUCUUUUUGUGGUCGGGGCGCUUCAAGUCAGUCGACCAGAUACCAGAGACCGUGUC